Molecule: messenger RNA, 452 nt
Organism: Dromiciops gliroides (monito del monte)
Lineage: Eukaryota; Metazoa; Chordata; Mammalia; Microbiotheria; Microbiotheriidae
Gene: ANKRD40CL
Product: ANKRD40 C-terminal like
Exons: 2
Coding region: 7-369 (120 amino acids)
Source: RefSeq, a predicted model, not a curated record
AUACAAAUGAUUGUCUUCCUCACUUCAACUAUCACACUUCAACUUCUGGGUAACCUAGAGCUGGUGCUUAAAGUCAGAACACAGAGUCCUGGAGAGAAUGACUUCAUUGAAAUUGAACUGGACAGACAAAAACUGACUUAUCAAGAUCUAUUACAAGUAAGCUGUCGGGAAUUAGGAAUUAACCUGGAGCAAGUGGUGAAGAUUAGAAAGCUGCCCAACACACUGCUCAGAAAGGACAAAGAUAUUUCAAGACUACAAGAAUUUCAAGAACUAGAGCUAAUUCUAGUGAAACAUGGUGUGACAAAAUCUACAUCAUCACUGAUAGAAAAACCCUGCUACAAUCACAGUGCUGCGAAAAUGACUUACUAAACCAAAUGUAAGAACUCAAGAAAAAAUCUUAACACUGGCUAUGGAUCAAGGAUCUAAUUCCACUUUCAGCUCCAACUUGUGUU